GUGGAUGCCUACGAAAUGGCGGACGCGGUACUCGACGCCUGUUACCGAGGGUGCCGGCUGUUCUCCAUCUGUCACUUUGUGGAUGUGAGCGCCGAGCUGAACGCAACCAGAGCCGAAUGCGAAUCAGCUUGUAUUGAGGCCUACGGCAGCGCGGAGGAGCAGUUCGGCUGCACCACUGGAUGCAGAAAGCAGCUGCCCGAGGCGCAGGGCUGGAAAGACAAGAGUCUGGAGCCGCAGCCGGCGUCCUUCUCCAUGUUCGACUUGGUCUCCAGCUUCUGCAACGACAUCGUCAGCUCUGCCCAGAGCUUCAUCUCCUCCACCUGGACCUUCUACCUGCAGGCCGACGAUGGCAAAGUGGUGGUGUUCCAGUCCCAGCCGGAGAUCGAGUACCCGGUGCCUGAGGUGCCGGUGCCCAAGUUGGACCUGAUGGAGAAGUCGUGGCCUGUCUCCAGUUCUAACACCCUGAAACCUCACACGGGCCCCCAGGAAAAGCUGGAGAAACCCCCCCUGAAAGAGCCAAAGAGCAAACCCAGGAUUCAGCACCCGGAGACCCAGCAGCCAGAACACGACUUCCUGGGCUGCAUGUCCAACCAUAAACUUAUCCUCUCUCUUUGGCGGGGGGCGGUGGGGUGCUGGAUCCUGGCUGCCUGCCUCUUCCUCUUCAUCCUGGUGAUGCUGUGGCUGAGCUGCGCCAGCCUUGUGACCGCCCCGGACCAGCACGUCAAGACCCAGCCGCUGAGCAUCAACGGCGAUAAGGAAUACCUGGAGGACCUGGAUGGCCCAGCCCCCUAUUCUCUGCACCCUGUGAUCGCUGUCACCAUCUGCCCUGCAGACGACAACGAGGAGGCGGGGCCGCUGCCCGUCAAGGUGGAUCUGGACAAAACCGUGCUCUAGAGCCCCGCCCCUCCCCGUCCCCCUGUCAUCUCCAUGCCUUAUUUCCUGUGAACAUUUUAAUGCAGC
Molecule: messenger RNA, 960 nt
Organism: Pelodiscus sinensis (Chinese soft-shelled turtle)
Lineage: Eukaryota; Metazoa; Chordata; Testudines; Trionychidae
Source: RefSeq, a predicted model, not a curated record